Rotaria sp. Silwood1 is the source of this 990-nucleotide messenger RNA. The record is from the annotation of a GenBank genome assembly. NCBI's taxonomy places the organism in Eukaryota, Metazoa, Rotifera, Eurotatoria, Philodinida, Philodinidae.
AUGACAGACACAUGUACUAUAUGUAAUACAAAGACCGGCGUUGUAAAAUGUCAAGGAUGUCAAGUCAUAUUUUGUAGUAACGAUUACAAUUUACAUCGAAUUGAACUUGAUCAACAGCUUGAUGGAUUUGCAAAUGAAAUAAAUACAUUUCGGGGCAUGUCAAGCGAGACAAGUACUGGCUUGAAAUCGCUUCUCAUUGAUCAAAUUGAUACUUGGGAGAUGAAAUCAAUUCAAAAGAUAAAAGAAACAGCGGAAGAAGCACGUCAGCAAGUUCAAACAUUUAUUUCCUCGAUAAAUGAAGAAAAUGCAAUAUAUACUCGUGAAAUAACUGAACAGUUACAACGAACUCAACAAAAUCAUGAUUUCGAUGAACGAGAUUUGAUAAAAUGGAAAGCAAGACUCGAUGAACUCACACUAAGUAUUACAAAACCAAAUAUAUCUGUUGAUGAGCAACCAUCAGAGAAUCCUUUCAUAACGAAAAUUUUUGUCAACGAAAAAGAUCACUUUGAACAAACUUGUGGACUUGUAUGUAUUGAAGAAGACGGUCAUCUAGCUCGUCACAAGUUUAAUCUGUUCGGAGGCUGUGGUGAAAUUCGUGGAAAAAGACAAUAUAGUAUUGGUAUUCAUCGAAUUCGAUUCAAAAUUGAGCAGCUUGAUGUACAGCCAUGGUGGUUUCUUGGGAUUAUCUCAAAAUCAACACCUAUGCAACAAAAUUCUCAAAAUUCAACUUCAGCAUAUGGUUGGGCUGGUCAUAAUGAAGUAUACAUGAAUGGACAGUGUUUAAAGAAUAUGAAUGGAUAUAUCAGCGAGUAUUCAAAAGGAGAUAUAAUUGAACUUAUCCUUGACUGUGAUCAUCGUCUAAUACGCAUGAUUAAUAUUCAUUCAACGAAGUCAUAUGAAAUAAACGUUGAUCUUACACACUGUCCUUUUCCUUGGAUGAUUCAUUUAAAUUUAUUUCAUAUGCAAACUCGUAUAAGAAUCAAUCCAUAA